Molecule: messenger RNA, 123 nt
Organism: Dentiscutata erythropus
Lineage: Eukaryota; Fungi; Glomeromycota; Glomeromycetes; Diversisporales; Gigasporaceae
Source: the annotation of a GenBank genome assembly
CAGCCACCCAAAGCUGGAAGUGCAAUUCCAAAUGAAGAAGCGACGAAGAAAAAACCUAGAAAAAAGAAAGAGUGUGCAAUUCCAAACGAAGAAGCAACAAAGAAAAAACUGAAACUCACCUGA